Spodoptera exigua (beet armyworm) is the source of this 1630-nucleotide messenger RNA. The record is from the annotation of a GenBank genome assembly. NCBI's taxonomy places the organism in Eukaryota, Metazoa, Arthropoda, Insecta, Lepidoptera, Noctuidae.
CAACGUCGCAAGACACGUAAUAUUAUAUACGCUCCGCAUUUUUAUGUACAAUUACGCUGACGUAUAUGUAAGGUAGGGUAGUUAGUGAUCUGUAUUGUGUAAGGAAAGACGUUUUAGGAGAAUGAACUGGCCAAUUUACUUGAUAGGUGGCGCACUAUCAGCCGUCUGGUUGCUAUGGAGAUACAAGAACAGGAGGAUGAUACAGAUGGGUAACAAGCUGCCAGGUCCACCCACGAUACCACUUUUAGGGAACGCGCUAAUGUUCAUGUGCCAACCAGAAGCUUUUAUCAAAGUAUUAAAAGAUUUGAUGACAGAAUACGGAAAUGUGUCAAAAUUCUGGCUCGGUCCUGAUCUGAACAUCGUUAUCAAUAAUCCUGAUGACUUGAAGCUACUAUUGUCAAAUACAAAGACCAGUGUGAAAGGGCCGCAAUACAAAUACAUGGCUGAUGUCCUUGGUGGAGGAAUACUGAGCGGUUCUGGCCCAAUAUGGAGACGGCACAGGAAGAUAGCGAACCCUAACUACGGCAAGAGAGCCAUUGAAGGAUACAGUAAAGUAUUUAAUGAAGAAGUCGAUCUCUUGCUGAAGAAGUUCAGAUGUAUGCCAAGGAAACAAUUCGAUGUCUACCAGCAGAUUGUGAGGACCACUAGCCAUGCGGUUUGCCGAACCCUAAUGGGUUUAACAAAAGAACAGACUAUGAAGUUGCCACAUAUUGAAGAAUUGAUCGAAACAAGUCCAAGCAUCUACGAGGUAGUAUUUCGAAGGAUGACGAAAUGGUACAUGCAAAUCGACCCUGUUUUCUGGAUGUCUACUGACUAUUAUUUCCAGAAACAUUUUAUCAAAAUCAUGACAGACUUUUGUGAAGUUAUACUGCAACAUAGAACGGAGAGGCUGAGGACCCUGGAGGACAGUAAGAGGGAGCUGAUGAAUUCUGAGGACGACUCAAGUGUUAAUACUGAACUCAGUGUCAUUGAUAGAUUCCUACUCUCCCAGGAACUCAAUAAGGAUGAACUGGUGCAGGAGACUUUUACAAUAUUUACUUCGAGUCAAGAGGCGACAGCAAAAAUAUCGUCUUACGUUCUCCUUAUGAUGGCUUAUCAUCCAAAAUGCCAGGAAAAGCUCUACGCAGAAAUAAAGAGUAUUAUCGGUGAUGAGGACAGAUAUGUGACUGAUGAUGACUUGAAGCGUAUGCCGUAUCUAGAAAUGGUGUUCAAAGAAGUGCUGAGGCUGUACCCAAUAGGAGCUAUUUUGCAGAGGACGGUCAACGAAGAUAUUGCUAUAAGUGACUACACUCUUCCCGCUGGUUGUUCUUUGGUGGCACCCAUAUUCCACUUACACAGGGAUCCUAGAUUCUGGACUGAACCUGAUCGAUUUGACCCAGAGCGUUUUAACCCUGAAAACGUGAAGACACGCAACCCUAACGCUUAUAUACCAUUUAGUUUGGGUCAAAUGGACUGUUUGGGACGAUUCUUCGGGACUAAAUUAGUGAAAACAAUUUGUGUUCGAGUACUGAGAGAAUUUGAACUUUCUUCAACCGAAACUUACGAUGAUCUACGUGUAGCUAUAUCUAUUUCAGUCGUAUCAUUAAACGGUUAUCCUAUCAUCUUGAAUCCGAGAAAGACUAAAAAUUAA